UGCUUGCACCCACCGCAAGCCUUGCCAAAAGAUAGAAGUUGACGAAAUGUUUAAAAAAAAUUGCAAUUUUCGAACGUACAUAGACGAAAGUGCUGGCGUAGGGAAGUGUAAAAAGGCUUUACAAGAGUGAUCAAAAACAUUUAUCAACCUAACAAAUAAAAAAUUAAUAAAUUACAUUCGGACUACAAAGCAGCUUGUCAUUAGUUAAAAUAUAAACGCGUAUAAAUAUACAUAAAUGCGAGUCGAAGUUGCUUUGGUCUUUUGUUUUUUAUGCUGGCCAAAUACGAGUAUCGUUAAAAGGGCUAAACUUUUUCUAUUGUUUGUUGGAAAUUCAGUUAUGAGUAUUUAAGUUUUUGCGCAGUGCAAACGUUAGCGCUGGAUUCGAUGAGCAAUUCCAAAAAAGUGUAAAAGAGUUGUAUACCUACAUAUCUAUAUUAAAAAAAGUGUCAAUAGUUAAGUGCAAAGUACCUGCGCCAGUGUUCCAUCAAUUACCGUCGAUUUUUGUGCCUCUGUCCUAGAGCAAUAUCGGCUGCAGUUGCUCUCAACUUUUUCAGCGUUAAGGCGUUCGGGUAAAGAAUCGGUUUAAUCGUGAACUUAGUCGAGUCUGUCUUCCAAACCAGUCAACUAAAUAGGGUUAAACGGCUUAGCACUCGUUGUAAGCGAAGUACCCGCGGGCGGCGAGUUUUGUAUAUUUUGAAGGAGUUUUUAAGUACUACCAGCGGGGCGAAUACAUCACCAUUGACAGGAAAUUUAUUAGGGAAUCACUUUCGUUGGUUUUGUGAAUUGCUUCCUGUCGUAGUAGUAUGACAAUUCCAUCACGUCCUGCACCUGCGCCUCCAGUGGCGCGUGGUCAAAGUGCUGCUGCCGGUGCCAAUGCUAGUAUCGAGCAGCUGCGCCGUCAACUUCAUCAGCAACAGCUGCAGCAGCAACAGAAUGGUGGCGUCCAGAAGUUAGCCAUAAGUCUACCGCCACCACCAAAAGGUCCCACCUCUGCCAUGUCAAUGGCCAGUCGUAACAACAGCAUCAGUAGCAACAAUAACUACAACAGCAACCAAUCAGCGAUAACACGCAAAUUUCCACAAGCACGCUACACGCCCACCACAAACUGGGAUGAUGAUCCAUUUCGCAUUAAUGCGUCAUCAGCCACCAAUACAAAUGGUAAUUGCAAGAAAGUGCCACCACCACGUCCGCCGCCACCCAAAGUGCAGGUGAAUGGCCGCAAAGCUCCACUGCCGCCUUCGACGCACUCAACAAAAUUGUUAAGCAACAUAUUCAGGAGCAAGAAAAACAGCAACAGUAGCAGCAGCAACAACAAUAACAAAGCAAGUAAAAUAUAUGGUGUCAGCAGUGGUGUCUACGCCACCAACAAUGUCGCAGUUACAACAACAACCAACAGCAGUAGCAGUAACACAAACGCCUGGGCUGCUGUCACUUCCACUGCAGUAAAUGGCAGCAGCGGCGGCAACAGUUGGCAGGCGAACUGGAACAGCAGUUACACAUCGACGUCGCUUACGUCUUUGGCUGUUGGCAAUAGCAGCGCAAGUGCGUCCGGUGUAGCGGAAGCACAGCUUAUCAGUUUCGACUCGCCGCCAAGUUCGCCAACAUUUACACAGAAAUCGAAUAGUGAUUGCCUCAGCGUCGAUAGUUUCAGCUCCGAUUCGAAUUUCAGUUCGCCCAACAAUGGCAGUGUCUCUCAACCGGAGAGUGGCUUCGAGGAUGAUUUCAGCGCGCGCAGCCGUCCAGCCACAACGAGCCCCCUUGAUCCAUGGGAGGCUUUCGAUAGCGGUUUCAACACUGCUACCGAUAGUAUUUACGCCAGCACAGCCGCAACGAGUACCAUUGGCACUGCGCCAGUACGCAAUCUCAACACAAUCAACACACGCAUCCAGUCCAGCAACGACAAUCCGCUUUGCAAUGGCAAGAGUCUUUUACCGCCGACGCCCACUCUUAGUGUGCCAACGAUUAUCAAACCGAAAAUAUCGCAGAAGCCACGUGCGCCCAAGCCGCCAGUGCUGCCGAAGCCGCAGUUAGCGUAUGGUGGGGAAGAUACGCCACCAACACCGCCAUCACCACCCAUGCCGCUGUGUGCGCCACCACCGCCACCAAUAAGCGUUUCAUUACUGGACGUAAUAUCGGGGAAAGCGGAUGCACUGCAGCUGGGAGGUGGUGGUUCAUGCUUUGGCAGCGGUAUGGAGGAAACGAGACCAUAUGGCGUGGCUUUGUACGACUUCGAAGGUGUCGAAGAGGGUGAUCUUAAUUUUAGGGAAAAUGAGAAAAUCUACUUACUAGAACAGAUGAGCGCCGAAUGGUAUCGUGGUCGUACGCGCUCUGGCUGUGAAGGUAUCUUUCCAGUAAACUAUAUUGAUGUAAAAGUGCCAUUGGAUGAGGUGGCGUCGAUGAUGGCUCCUGGUAGCCAACAACAAAUAAGCAAACCGUUACGCGUACGAUGUCUUUACAAUUUCCCAGCUGAAUGCGAUGGUGACUUGGCUUUGAAGGAAAAUGAAUUGGUAACCAUACUCUAUAAAAUCAAUGAGGACUGGCUUUAUGGCGAAGUUGAUGGUCGGGAAGGUCAAUUUCCGGCGAAUUUCCUUGAGUACUUACCCACCAACAUACCGACGUACCAACAUGCAUCGUAAACAAUUGGUCCAAGGAGAAGCUGCUUUCAUACUUUUACACGCUCUCCCUUUAAGAAUUAUUGUGCUACAUACAAGCGUAUUCUACGAAAACAAUACUAUUGAAUGUCCGAAGUUCUGCGCACUUAAGUAUACAUAUAUGUAAUAGGUCUGUUAAACAAAAAAAAAAAAAAAUCUUUGCAACACAUUUUUAGUUAACCAAUUAAAGUAUUUUUUUGUAAAAAAAUGUGCUCGCUAAUCAGUUUUAAGUAGUGUGUCCCGAAAAAUUUGAAUGAUUGAAAGCAAUGGAUUGCAACAUGGAAUUGAAUUUGAUUGAGAAUUUGUAUCGAUGUGAUUAAAGAAACCGUUUGAUAUAAAUACCUACAUACAUAUAUACAUUUUUAUAGAUAGUAAUUUAUAAACGGAAAUAUUAUUAAUUAACACACAUAUACAUACAUGUACUUUUAAGUGAUUUAGUCUUUCAUUAAAUGCACUAUAAUGGUACUGGUUUGUAAACGAUAUUUUAUAUGUAUCUUCGGUGUCAAAUGUAAGUGUACACCUUUUUCGAAUUUUUAUUGUGGAGGGUGUCGCGCGUUUUCUUCCAUGUAAGGCGUGAUCAAAAUCUAUUUUUAUAUGGAAGAAAAUGCCCAACACCCUCCACAAAAAAGAAUUCUAAAAAAUCAACGGUAAUU
Messenger RNA from Rhagoletis pomonella (apple maggot), 3304 nucleotides. Its product is annotated as probable serine/threonine-protein kinase mkcB. Bases 804 to 2636 code for a protein of 610 amino acids. The record is from RefSeq and is a predicted model, not a curated record. The transcript is spliced from 4 exons. Gene Ontology annotation, biological process: protein transport to vacuole involved in ubiquitin-dependent protein catabolic process via the multivesicular body sorting pathway. Gene Ontology annotation, molecular function: protein binding. Lineage: Eukaryota; Metazoa; Arthropoda; Insecta; Diptera; Tephritidae. Gene Ontology annotation, cellular component: ESCRT-0 complex.